Messenger RNA from Corapipo altera (White-ruffed manakin), 3926 nucleotides. RefSeq names its product structural maintenance of chromosomes 1B (gene SMC1B). Bases 188 to 3904 code for a protein of 1238 amino acids. Gene Ontology annotation, cellular component: nucleus; chromosome; cohesin complex. The transcript is spliced from 25 exons. The record is from RefSeq and is a predicted model, not a curated record. Gene Ontology annotation, molecular function: ATP binding; DNA binding; ATP hydrolysis activity. NCBI's taxonomy places the organism in Eukaryota, Metazoa, Chordata, Aves, Passeriformes, Pipridae. Gene Ontology annotation, biological process: sister chromatid cohesion.
CUGAGGGGGCCGGGGUGACAGGGCUGGGUGGGCGAGGCGGUGCCGCUCGGCCGCGCUGAGGGGUAAAGUUGGGUAAUAGGGCCCGGCUGGGGCUCCCCUGUGCCCGCAGGCGAACCGCGGAGAGUCACCUCUGCCGUCUGUGUGCGGGGUGUCGAGGCGGGGGAGCUCCCGCCCGGGCGCCCCGGGGAUGGGUUACCUGAAGGUGCUGGUGGUGCAGGAUUUCAAGUCGUGGCGCGGGCAGCAGGUGAUCGGCCCCUUCAUGAGGUUCAACUGCAUCAUCGGGCCCAAUGGAUCAGGGAAAUCUAACAUAAUGGAUGCUGUCAGCUUUCUGCUGUGUGAAAGGACAGCCAAUCUGAGAGUUAAAAGCGUCCGGGAGCUCAUUCACGGGGCACAUGUUGGGCGACCGGUGUCUUCCACAGCCAGUGUGAAGAUGGUGUACUGUGAGGAAGAUGGGGAGGAGAAGACAUUUUCAAGAGUUAUCCGUGGCAGCUGUACUGAAUUUUUUUUCAAUGACAAGGCUGUCAGCCGAUCUGCUUACGUAUCCGAGCUUGAAAAAAUAGGCAUUCUUGUCAAGGCCAGGAACUGCCUUAUUUUUCAGGGAACAGUGGAAUCGAUUGCAAUGAAGAAGCCCAAGGAGAGAACUCAACUUUUUGAACAAAUCAGUAAUUCAUGGGAAUUGGCUGAAGAAUAUGAACGAAAAAAGAAGAAGAUGCAGCAAGCAGAAGAGGAUGCACAGUUUAAUUAUAACAAGAAAAAAAGUGUUGCAGCAGAACGGAAACAAGCCAAGAUAGAGAAAGAGGAGGCAGAGCAUUACCAGAUGCUAAUCAAGGACCUGUAUGAAGAAAGGAUACAGAUGAAGCUUUUUCUGCUUUAUCACAAUGAAAAAGACAUUGGCUUCCUGAAAACCAGUUUGGAUGAAAAGAAUAUGGAGGCUUAUACCAAGAAAGAGUCUCUUUCUUCAGCAGAAGAUUCAUUUAAAGCCAAGAAAAAAGUGCUUGGUGUACUAAACAGGGACCUACAGCAUAUGGAAAAAGAAAUGAAGACUCUGGAAGCAUCACUGAUUCAGCAGAGACCCCUCUAUAUAAAAGCAAAGGAAAACACGUCCUACCAAAUCAAGAAAGUAGAAAUGUCUAAAAAAUCUCUGAGGGACAAGGAGAAACAGUGUGAUAAGGAAAAGCAGAACAUAAAAGAGCUAGAGAUAGAACUGAGUGAUAUUGAGAAGGCGUGGAGAGCGUUUGAGGAGAAAGCUGAAGAGGAGCUAAAGCAGAGAGCAGCACAUGUUGAGCUGGGAGAAAGUCAGCUGGAGCGUUACAGAGAGCUAAAGGAAACAGCAAGAAAGAAAGUUGCUACACUAACCCAGCAGAUGGAGAAACUUCGUUGGGAGGACAAAGGAGAUCAGGAAAGGCUGAAACUUAAUCGGAGGAAGAAAAAUGAAGUCGAGGAAAUCAUAAAGCAGACUGUGGAACAGAUAGAGGAGCAUAAGAAACGCAUAGAGAAGUUGGAAGAAUAUGUCAAGAUAUGCAGCGAAUCGUUAGCAGAGAAAAAACAGCAGGAGGAGCUGCUGGCUGAGGAGAUUGAGACCUCCACAGUGAGAAUGGCUGAAGUGAAUGAGGAGCUGAACAGAAUAGUUGGGGAGCUGCAGAAUGCCAGGAUGGAUUACCACGAGGGCAGGCGGGAGCAGAUGAGAGCAGAGAUCCUGGAGAGUCUCAGAAGGCUGUACCCGGAUUCCGUGUUUGGAAGAUUGCUUGACCUGUGUCAUCCUAUCCAUAAAAAAUACCAGCUUGCUGUUACCAAGGUGUUCAGCAGAUACAUGACUGCUAUUGUUGUUGCCUCUCAAAGAACAGCAAGGGAUUGUAUUCAGUUCCUGAAACAGGAACGGGCCGAACCCGAAACGUUUCUUGCUUUGGAUUACCUUGAUGUCAAGCCAAUCAACGAGAAGCUGAGGGAGGUAAAGGGAGCUAAACUGCUGGUGGAUGUUGUGCAAACACCAUUUGCUCCACUGAAAAGAGUGAUUCAGUUUGUGAGUGGGAACAGCCUGGUCUGUGAGACAGUGAAGGAGGCCAAACACAUCGCCUUUGAUGGACCAGUGAGGCUCAAGACAGUGUCUCUUGAUGGAACUUUAUUUUUGAAAUCUGGAGUGAUUUCUGGAGGAUCCAGUGAUUUAAGAUUUAAAGCUAGAUGUUGGGAUGAUAAAGAAAUGAAUAAAAUGAAAGAAAAAAGAGAUAGCUUGAUUCAUGAGUUAAAGACCCUGAUGAAGACCAAGCGUAAGGAGGCCGACCUGAAGCAGCUGCGUGCCCAGAGCCAAGGAACCCAGACACGGCUCAAAUACUCACAGAGUGAGCUGGACCUCAUUAAAAAGAAACACCUUGCCAAUCUCUACAUGGAAAAAUCAAAGCUGGAAAGUGAACUGCUAAAUAUUGAGUCUCAGCAUGACAUGCUGAAUGAAGGAAUAGCACAAAGAAAAACAAAAAUAGAAGAAUUUCAGACAAAAAUUAAUGAGGUUGAAGACACUGUUUUCCGGGAAUUCUGUGAAGAGAUUGGUAUAGAAAAUAUCCGUGUGUAUGAACAGGAACACGUGAGGCAGCAAGAGGAGAUUGCCAAGAGAAGGCUGGAGUUUGAGAGCCAGAAGACCCGACUGAGCACUCAGCUGGAAUAUAAUCGGGAUCAUCUCCAAAAAUUAACAAACUCAGUCAGCAAGCUGAGGGAGACCAUAAAGAAAGAAGAAGCUGAGAUUGUCAGGCUUCGGGAGGAUGAAGAAAAGCUUUUAAUAAAAGUGAAUGAAAUGGUGGAGGAGCAGCAAGAACUUAAGGAUAGAUUAAGUGCUCAUAAAUCUCAGGUUACAAAAAGCCAAACUGAAGUUGAAGAGUUCAGAAGGAGGAUGUUAACUCUUAAUAGGGAAGCCACAAAACUGCAGAAGGAAGCUGCAGCUCUAGAAACUGCUCUGGAAGAGAAGAGACUAAAGAGACAUAAUCUGCUGCUCGAGUGCAAGGUGCAGGACUUGAAAAUCAAGCUCCUCUUUGGAACACUGGAUGACAUCAGUGAAGUAGAGCUGGGAACUGAAACAGAGGACACCCAGACAACGUCAGGGAUCUAUGAGAGGGAGGAGAGGAUUCAGGUGGACUACAGGAGCCUAGCAGAAGACCUGAAGGACCUGCAGUCUGAGAAGGACAUUGAGGCUCGUCUGAAGCAGAUACAGCAGGAGAUCAAAUGUAAAGAGACCACUCUGCUGAAGACAGCUGCUCCCAACCUGAGGGCAGUGGAGAAACUCCAGAUGGCUCGGGGCAAGUUCCAGGAGUCCAUAGACGCUUUUGAGAGCAGCAGGAAGGAGGCCAGAACAUGCAGGCAGGAAUUUGAGGAGGUGAAAAAGAGGAGGUAUGAGCUGUUCAGCAGAUGCUUUGAACACGCCUCCAUAGCCAUUGACAGGAUCUACAAGAAGCUGUGCAGGAACAGCAGUGCUCAGGCGUUCCUGAGCCUUGAGAAUCCCGAGGAGCCCUAUCUGGAAGGCAUUGGCUUCAACUGUGUGGCCCCAGGCAAGCGUUUCAUGCCCAUGGACUGUUUGUCAGGAGGGGAGAAAACUGUGGCAGCCCUGGCCCUUGUGUUUGCCAUACACAGCUUUAGGCCAGCACCUUUCUUUAUUUUGGAUGAGAUAGAUGCUGCCCUGGACAACUCCAACAUUGAUAAAGUCUCCAGUUUCAUCAGGGAACAGGCCCACGAGCAGUUCCAAAUGAUAGUGAUUUCCCUGAAGGAGGAGUUCUUCUGCAAGGCAGACGCCUUGCUUGGAGUGUGUCCAGAGCACGAUGACAUCAUGUUCAGCAAAGUGCUGACCCUGGAUCUCACCGAGUUCCCGGAGCAGGAACAGCAGGACAGGGCAGAGAAGCCCAGACACAGCUCUGUCCUGGGGUAGCACAGACCCAGGGGACAGCAAC